AUGGAACAGACUAAAGUUAAUACGCCUAGGCUUUUUAUGUGCACCGCUAUAGAAAACAAGGAUGAAAUAGAAGAGAGAUAUGAAAGAGCUUAUAAUUUUUUUCAAUCUCUUGUGGCGGACUGCAGUGAAAAGGAAGCUCACGAUGCACUUAAUAAUGCCGUUUGUAAAAAUCACGAAGACGUAUCAUUGGGGAUGCUCAUGUCCAUUCUUACUGAACCUCACAAUGCCACCAAGUGUUACAGAGACCUUACACUGAUCACGAGGGAUGGGUUAAACUCCGUACUUAACAACCUGUCCACUUUAAUCCUAGAAAGGUAUUUAAAAUUCCAGGACAUGACCCGUAAUCAAUUGUUAUGGCUUGUGAAAGAAAUGAUAAGAAAUGCAGUAACUGGUGUUGAUAGUGUUUGUUGGAACUUAAUGCGUUAUGCCUCAGGAGGUGACAUCACACCUAAAAAUAUUAUAUUAGUUGAAUCUCUUUUAGAUAUUUAUAUUGACAAUCGAAUGUGGCUAGAUAAAUUUCCAGUUCUUGUUUGUAUGGUAGUGUACACUUAUUUGAGAUUAAUUGAAGAUCAUAACAUACCACAGUUAAUGGCACUAAGGCAGAAAGAAGUAAAUUUUGUUAUAGCUCUUAUACGGGAGCAUUUUAAUGAGGUUCUAACUCUUGGUAGAGAUUUAGUGAGACUGUUACAGAAUGUGGCUCGUAUUCCUGAAUUUAACCAAUUGUGGCAAGAUAUUUUAAUGAAUCCUAAAUCUUUAUCACCAACAUUUACGAAUGUUAUGCAACUUCUGCAAAUCAGAACAUCAAGAAGGUACUUACAAUCAAGAUUAACCCCAGACAUGGAACGGAAAUUGGUCUUUCUAACGUCACAAGUCAGAUUUGGUCACCAUAAAAAAUAUCAGGAGUGGUUUCAACGGCAAUAUCUUGCUACUCCAGAAUCUCAGUCGCUAAGGAGUGAUAUGAUUCGAUUUAUUGUAGGUGUAAUACACCCUACUAAUGAAUUACUUUGCUCUGAUAUUAUUCCAAGAUGGGCGGUUAUUGGAUGGCUAUUAACAACUUGUACAUCAAAUGUGGCUGCAUCAAAUGCUAAGUUGGCCCUUUUCUAUGAUUGGCUAUUCUAUGACCCUGAAAAAGACAAUAUAAUGAACAUAGAGCCGGCUAUACUAGUGAUGCACCAUUCAAUGAGAUCACAUCCAGCGGUAACAGCAACAUUACUAGAUUUUCUUUGCCGUGUCAUCCCAAAUUUCUAUCCCCCGUUUGCUGAUAAAGUCAAACAAGGCAUCUUCAACUCUUUACAGCAAAUAAUUGAAAAAAGAGUAUUACCAAAUUUACAGCCAUUAUUUGAUUCUCCAAAAUUAGACAGAGAAUUGCGCACAACAGUUAGAGAAACAUUUAAAGAGUUCUGUAGCAAUGGAAAUGGGGAGGGCGUAUCAGGGAUUCGUGACGAAGGAAAUGAUGAUUUACCAAGAGGUGGUCCAGAUGAGCCAGCUUUUUCUGACGAUGAAGAUGACAUGCUUCCAACUAUAGCUGAAGACACCGAUGACGAUGAUUUGCCAUUAUCAGAAGUUCGCGCCAGGGAACGGCCCGAGUUGGCCGCCGCUAUGCCACUAUUGUUACGACCUUUUGCUGAAACAUUACUAGACGAACGUUCGUCCACUGCCGCUACUGCGUUACUAAACGCCUGCAGCAGCCCCAUGCCAACAGCAACGGCAUUAGCUGAUUUAUUCGCUGCUACACUGCAAGAAGCACCGCCCUUACACAUCAAUCGCAAUCCUACGCCAGCUGAACUAGACACUGUAAUGAACUCUCCAAUAUUUUCCAUGUUCAACUAUCUCGUUGGAAGCAAUGAUAGCAAUGAAGCUAAACGUAAACUAGUAUUAGAAACAUUCAAAGAAAUAUAUGCACAGAGUUCCGUACAUAGUGUAGGUUACUGUUUACUAUUUUAUCUUAAAGUAUGUUAUGAAAGAGAGCGGCGUGCAGAGAAAGAUCCGGUUAAAAAGAGGAAUGUUAAGUUUAAAGUGGAAGUAUAUAAAGAGUAUUGUAGUUUCUUAGAAUUAAAACUUGCUGAGAGCUUAGCUGAUGAUUUUGAGAGGUGCCAAGAAUGUGAUGCGAAUGUACUUGUAUGGUUAAUACCAGAUGUAUAUAGAGAGUUUAAAGAUCAAGUCCAAAAUCACAUCAGACUACUGCACAUAAUUGUUUCUACAUUAGAUGCAGGACAAUUGCAGCGCCUCGUGUGUCUGACGUUACAAGGCAACUUGAUGAUGUUCAAAUCUGAUGAUAUAACAACCAUGCUCUCAACAAGUCUCGGUUGGGAGACCUUUGAACAGUAUUGUCUGUGGCAACUACUGACUGCACAUGAAAUUUCAGUAGAAGACGUGUUGCCAAUUAUACCUAAACUUUCAUAUAAAGAUCACGCGGAGGCACUGACAUCAGUCCUAUUAAUGCUAAAACAAGAACGGCCCACAGCAGAUGUGGUCCGGCAAAUGUUUUGUAGGACAGUUGAUGAUGAGGAUACAUUUGUAGUCUCUACAGUAAUGUACUGGUGUCAGGACUAUGAGGAUAAAGUUGCAGAUUUGCUUGCUGUGCUUCUAAGCACUAGGUAUCCAGGGACUAGCCCAAAUAAAAGAAAACGACCUGGUAAACAUAACAUUCCACCAAACGCGCCGCCUUCAGCAGAACUAGUUUUAGGUCACUUAGAGCAAAUAAGAGUAUGUUGUGUUGAACAAGAUGAUAUGUCAAUUUUUAAUAUGGAGUGUUUGCAGAAAGCCUUACAACAAUCACAGUCAAAUAGUAGUGAUAGUUUAAAGAGACAAUAUGGUGAUUUAUUUUCAUUAGCUUGGGAAGAUGAACUUCCAAUAUCAAGAAGAGCAAGGAAAAUGGUUUCAAAUUCACUACCUAUGAAUCCUAACUUACAUUCAUCUAAUGAAGAUAGUGAGGAAGAGGAAAUUGUUAAACCCAAGCAAGCAAAACGAAGAAAGAAGGCAAUUUCUGACAGUGAUUGA
Messenger RNA from Danaus chrysippus (African queen), 3000 nucleotides. The record is from the annotation of a GenBank genome assembly. Lineage: Eukaryota; Metazoa; Arthropoda; Insecta; Lepidoptera; Nymphalidae.